Molecule: messenger RNA, 1497 nt
Organism: Manacus vitellinus (golden-collared manakin)
Lineage: Eukaryota; Metazoa; Chordata; Aves; Passeriformes; Pipridae
Gene: FBXO2
Product: F-box protein 2
Exons: 5
Coding region: 26-769 (247 amino acids)
Biological process (GO): glycoprotein catabolic process; SCF-dependent proteasomal ubiquitin-dependent protein catabolic process
Cellular component (GO): cytoplasm; SCF ubiquitin ligase complex
Molecular function (GO): ubiquitin protein ligase activity; protein binding
Source: RefSeq, a predicted model, not a curated record
GUGUCUGACGCUGCUGAGCCCAGGGAUGGAGUCCCUCCCUGAAGCAGUCCUGAUCCGAAUCCUGGCUGCCAUACCUGCAGUGGAUCUGGUGCUUGUGUGUCGCCUGGUCUGCUGCCAGUGGAAGAACCUGGUCGAUGGAGCUGCACUGUGGAUCCUGAAGUGCCAGCAGGAAGGGCUCACUGGGGCAGAGUCAGAGGAGGAUGCAGAGAACUGGCAAAACUUCUACUUCCUGAGUAAGAAAAGGAAGAACCUCAUCAAGAACCCAUGUGGUGAAGAAGACUUGGAGCACUGGGGAGAGGUAGAGAAUGGAGGUGAUGGCUGGAAAAUUGAAGAGCUCCCAGGGGACUUUGGAAAAGAAUUCCCUAGUGAAGAAGUCCAUAAAUACUUUGUUACAUCUUAUGAGUGGUGUCGAAAGGCUCAGGUCAUUGACCUUAGGGCUGAGGGCUACUGGGAAGAGCUGAUGGACACAACCCAGCCUAAAAUUGUGGUAAGAGACUGGUACGCGGGGCGCCGCGACGCCGGCUGCCUCUACGAGCUCUGCGUGAAACUGCUCUCGGAGAACGAGGAUGUGCUGGCUGAGUACAAAAGUGAGACUGUUACCAUCCCACAGGACAACGAUGGCAGCUGGACUGAGAUCUCCCACACCUUUUCCAAGUACGGGCCCGGGGUGCGCUUCGUGCGCUUCGAGCACGGCGGCCAGGACACGCUGUUCUGGAAGGGCUGGUACGGCGCCCGCGUCACCAACAGCAGCGUGACAGUGGAGCCGUAGCCACGCUCAGCUGGGGCCUGCAUGCUGGAGCUGACUUCCCUCAGGGCAUCCCACGGCCUCUGGAUGGUCUCUGCAUGGUGCUGCUUCUGGCUGUAGAGCAUCGGGCCCUUCUGCGUAGGAACGCGCCUGCAAGACGCCAGAGCCAGCGCCCAGCCUUCCUCAGGGGGACUGUGCAAAGAGUGGGGAUGGAUCUGAGGUUGCACCACAAGGCUCAGCCUCACCACUUGCACUGAUGUUCUCCAUCAGACGGGAGAUGACCUAAAAGUCCUGCAGACCUUCUCUCCUGAGCCAUUAACCCCAAGCCAGACACCCCUCCUGCCUGCUCCCAGACUUGGGCACUCCUUAACUUAGAGGGGCACUUAAGGCAUAUUUUCUGGAAGGUGAAGAGUGGAAGAAAGUAGGAAAGAAAAACAUAGACCUUGUGCCUGAGAACGUACCAGGGAAACCCAGAGCCCUGUCACAAGCUCUGUCACCAACUGCUUCCAUGGCCUGCAGUGAGAACCUUGGCUUCUCCCAUUUACAAACAAUAGAUGUCAUUGCUUACCACAGAGGGGCUCUAGCUUGGCUGUCAAGUGCUAUUAGUUUAAUUUUUAGUGAUAAUGCAAAACAAGAGGGAUUGGAUCCUUUUCCCUUAAACUGUUCCCAGUAUCCAUUUAUCGAGGCAAGUGUUGGGAACAGAAACCUGUCUGGUGUCCAACCCUGGGGCUUCAUUUGGCUCCCUCAGACAG